Messenger RNA from Xiphias gladius (swordfish), 388 nucleotides. Its product is annotated as serine protease inhibitor Kazal-type 2-like. Lineage: Eukaryota; Metazoa; Chordata; Actinopteri; Istiophoriformes; Xiphiidae. The coding region runs from base 24 to 335 and encodes 103 amino acids. The transcript has 4 exons. Gene Ontology annotation, molecular function: serine-type endopeptidase inhibitor activity; protein binding. The record is from RefSeq and is a predicted model, not a curated record.
AACACGUUCACACAGUGGAAGUCAUGAAGCUGGCUGUGCUGCUGUAUUCUGUCCUGCUUCUCUCUGUCUCUGUCCUGUCCCAGGACGAUGAGACUGUGACUCAGUUUCCAGACAGUGAUGAGACAAUGAUGUCCGGAGCUCCAGAGCAAGAAGCUGUGUCUGAACCAAAAAAGCCUGCCUGUGAGAAGUAUGAAGGAGGAACCUGCACAAAGCAGUAUGAUCCAGUAUGUGGCAGUGAUGGAAAGACCUAUGGCACAGAGUGCGUUCUCUGUCAGCAAAACAGCAAAGAGAAGAAGAAUGUGAGAGUGGUAUUCAAAGGGCCGUGCCCUUCUUAACUGACUGUGGUGGACUGUGACACACACACAAACACACGCGCGCACACACACAC